AUGGAGGUAAUUUACGAGGAUUAUGGCGAUUGGAGCUACUCGGAAGGAAUUAAGGAUACACGCUCAACGAGAAUACUCUCACGAAGACGAAUGAAUCUCCAUGGGAAAUCCUUGAUAGCAUCCAUGGUGGUAACAAAUAAAAACUCCCUAGCUCACCUUACAGAUUAUCAAGAACGUGAAAUUGAUUCAAUCACAAAAGUAAACUACGUGCUGACCCAUCACCUUAUGGAUGUCAUGAAUGCCAGCAAGGAAUUUAUUUUCACCAACAGCUGGGGCAUCAAGAACAGAACGAGUGGCAAAUGGGAUGGGAUGGUGGGUGAUUUGGUGGAUGAGAGAGCUGACCUGGGUGGCACAUCGCUGUUCAUGACCGUAGAUCGCGUCACACUCAUAGAUUACGUUUCAAUGACAGUUCCCACAUACGGGGCCUUCCUCUUUCGCUCACCACCCCUCUCCUAUGUCUCCAACAUCUUCUACCUUCCCUUCCGUGAUACAGUGUGGGUGGCGGGAUUCGCAUUGGUGGCUCUCAGCACCAUUAUCUUCUUCAUCACCUGGCGCAUUAACAUUUGCUACAACAAAGAAACUCCAGCUUCUGAAAUUCCCCGAUUCAGUGAUAUCAUCAUGAAUGCAACGGGGGCGAUAACACAGCAGGGUGCCCAUAUGGAGGCAAAAGUAGCCUCAGGAAGGAUUGCCUCGUUCUUCCUCUUUCUCUCAAUGUUUUUCCUCUACACCUCCUACACGGCCAACAUUGUGGCUCUCCUUCAGUCCACCACAACGAGCAUAUCGUCCCUCGAAACACUCAAAGACUCAACUUUCGAGUUUGGUGUGGAGGAUAUUGUCUACAAUCGGUACUACUUUAAGAUUAUGAAUGAGCCCCUACGAAAGGAAAUCUAUGAAACAAAAAUCAUACCACCCGGGAAGAAGGAUAAAUUCAUGAAUAAAACAGAAGGAAUCGCCAAGAUGCGCAAAGGACUCUUUACCUUCUUCACUGAAGCACGUGCUGGCUACAAAAUGAUUGAGGAGACAUUUUUUGAGCAUGAAAAAUGCGGUUUAAUGGAAAUAGAAUACCUGCAAGUCACUUAUCCGUGGUAUUCAAUUAAGAAGUAUUCACCCUACAGGGAGAUCAUAAAGACACAGUGA
Molecule: messenger RNA, 1137 nt
Organism: Lutzomyia longipalpis
Lineage: Eukaryota; Metazoa; Arthropoda; Insecta; Diptera; Psychodidae
Product: ionotropic receptor 75a-like
Exons: 2
Coding region: 1-1137 (378 amino acids)
Cellular component (GO): membrane
Molecular function (GO): glutamate-gated receptor activity
Source: RefSeq, a predicted model, not a curated record